GCAGGCAGGGCCUUUUAGGGCUUAAGCCACAAUCGCAUGUGGAUGUCUAUAGAGAAGUAUGUGUGUGGCUUUGGAUACAGGAGUGUUUGAGCCGCGUGCCAGCAGCCGUGGGUAGAGCAAAUAAAGUUACGGCUUUUUCGACAUAAGAGGUGUAGUAGUGUAUCAGAGUUUUUGGAAGGAACGAACAGUUGUGUUCACGGAGAGAGACGAAAGGAAACUCAUCCCGGGUUAGUCCUGCCUUUCCACCAUGGUAAACCAUGUUCAACUGACAGAUGGUGCUGGUCACCUGUCCAAGGGUGACUCCAGUGGUACAAGCAGUUCUAGUGGGGGAGAGAGCUCUAAGGAGAGUUCACGCUCUUCCACUCCAGUCCUCGAUGCUGACCGGACCGACCGUUUACGAGAUAAAAUGCGCCGCCGGAUUGACUCUGGUGACAAGUGGUUUUCACUGGAGUUCUUCCCUCCACGAACUGCAAAUGGAGCGGUUAACCUAAUAUCCAGAUUUGACCGCAUGGGGGCAGGGGGUCCACUGUUUAUUGAUGUGACUUGGCAUCCUGCUGGAGAUCCUGGAUCGGACAAAGAGACUUCUUCAAUGAUGAUUGCUAGCACAGCACUCAACUACUGUGGCCUAGAAACAGUACUUCAUAUCACUUGUUGCAAUCAGAGUAAAGAAAGAAUCACUGAACACUUAAAAAAGGCUAAACGUCUGGGUCUCAAAAACUUAAUGGCAUUACGAGGUGACCCUGUUGGUGAAGAGUGGGAAGAAGAAGAGGGAGGUUUCAGCUAUGCCACGGACCUUGUAAAGCACAUUCGCUGUGAAUUUGAAGAUUAUUUUGAUAUUUGUGUUGCUGGCUAUCCAACUGGACAUCCAGAAGCGGAAAACUAUGAGCAAGACCUGAAACAUCUCAAAGAGAAGGUGGAUGCUGGUGCGGACUUCAUCAUAACUCAGUUGUUCUUUAGGCCUGAGACCUUUUUGAAGUUCCUGAAAGAUUGUCGUGCGAUUGGGAUUUCUUGCCCUAUUCUACCAGGAAUAUUUCCCAUUCAGGGAUACCAGUCUCUACGACAGCUGGUGAAACUUUCCAAGCUGGAAGUACCAGAAGAGAUCAAGGGAGUAAUUGAGCCAAUCAAAGACAAUGAUGCAGCAAUCCGUAACUAUGGCAUUGAUCAGGCAGUGGAUAUGUGCAAAGUUUUGCUGGGCAGUGGUGAGGUGCCCGGACUUCACUUUUACACCUUAAACAGAGAGGUGGCCACCAUAGAGGUGUUGAGGAAGCUGGGAAUGUGGCGUGAAGACCCAAGGAGACCUCUACCUUGGGCUGUGAGUGCUCAUCCUAAACGGAAAGUGGAAGAUGUAAGACCUAUCUUCUGGGCAUCUAGACCAAAGAGUUACAUCUAUAGGACACAAGAAUGGGAUGAAUUUCCCAAUGGAAGAUGGGGUAACUCUUCCUCUCCUGCCUUUGGGGAGUUGAAUGAUUACUAUCUGUUCUACUUGAAGAGCAAGUGUCCUCGGGAGGCGCUGCUGCAAAUGUGGGGUGAGGAGUUGAAGAAUGAGCAGAGCGUUUUUGAGGUUUUUACCAACUAUAUCUCUGCAAAACCCAAUGCUUCUGGAAAUAAGGUGGCUUGCUUGCCAUGGAAUGAUGAUCCUCUAGCUCAGGAGACAAACCUCCUCAAAGACCAACUAGAGAAGGUCAACUGCCGUGGAGUACUGACCAUCAAUUCCCAGCCUAAUAUCAAUGGGAAGCCCUCUACUGACCCUGUUGUGGGAUGGGGACCAGCUGGCGGCUAUGUCUUCCAAAAGGCUUACUUGGAAUUUUUUACCUCUAAUGAGAAUGUCACUGCACUUCUAAAAGUGCUUAAAAAAUAUGAGCCACGGGUUAAUUACCACAUUGUUGAUGUGAAGGGUAAGAACAUAACAAAUGCUCCUGACAUGCAGCCCAAUGCAGUUACCUGGGGCAUCUUCCCAGGCAGAGAGAUUGUUCAGCCAACUGUUGUGGAUCCUGUUAGCUUCAUGUACUGGAAGGAUGAAGCAUUUGCCCUUUGGAUUGAGCAGUGGGCCAAGUUGUAUGAGGAGGAGUCUCCCUCCAGGAUGAUUAUUCAGUAUAUACAUGACAACUACUAUCUGGUCAAUUUGGUGGACAAUGACUUUCCCCUGGAGAGCUGCCUGUGGCAAGUCAUCGAGGACAUGUUUGACCUUGUGAACUCCACUGUUGAGCAUGCCAUUUAGUGGUGAGGAUGCCCCAGAAUAGCAUCAGGUCACCUUUCUUGGGUUAAAGUUGACAUGUUUGAAUAUAAGUUCUCAAGAGACAACACUGGAGCAGGACUAACACUCCUUCACAGAACAACUGCAUAAAGAUGUUGAUGACAGACUACUUUAAAAAUUAAUAAGUUUCUAAUUUUUACUAUUUUUACUUGUUUUAUUGUGAAGCAACUAUUCAUGCAACAGUUGAAGAGUCCAAAAACCCUUUCUGAAAAUUUCAGCCACAACACCUCCAGACGAUUAGACAUCAUUUGUGUUUUUAAACCACUCUUCCCAUUGAACGCACAGAUUCUGCAGAGGGCCAAGAAUGAGAGCACUAUAAUGUGCAGUGGAGAUGUCAAAGAGACCGAAGAGUUAAGUGGCUAUUUGGGGUCCAGCUCUGCUCUUUUUUACCUGCUGCUAAAAUUGAUAAGGGUCAGUAUGUGCCUCAGAGUGGAGUGUGGCUCUUACGAGCUUUUACCCAAAUUAAACUGAUAUUUGACCCCCAUUAAACAAAACUGUGGCAGCAAGUAACCAUGGGUCAGACUUUUAUUAUCCUGUUGUUCUAUUGUUGAUAUUUAUUCAUUGUUUAGGAUGAAUAGGAACAGAAUUUUAGCCUGACCAUUUUUAAUUUCUGUAUAUGAAAUUUAUUUAUUUGAAAAUCAGAAACCGUUUGGAAGCAUGGCAUGAACAUUGUGUUUAUUCUAAUGAAGCAGCACAAUAUUCGCAACAUAAAUACAGCACAAGUUUUUGUAAGGUAAGGUAUUUAAGAUGCUUUCUAUCUAAAGACUGUCAUAUGUGCAGAUCAGACUAUCGUGUAUCUAAUUCAGGUUUUCAGUGGGUUGAAACCUUUGUAUGCAGCACUGGGUGCAAGGCAGGAACCAGCCUUGGAUGGGGGUUAUAUUCAUGCAUGCAUUAAUACAUAUGGGGCCGGUUUAGAAGUGCUAAAUAAGCUAACACGCACCACUUUAAGAUGUGGGAGAAAAACCCAGGCAGACACAGGGAGAGCAUGCAAUGUCCACACAGAUAGCAAGGCAAUAUGGGAAUUCCACCCAGGCUGUGAGUUUACAGAUACUCAUUGUGCUUCUGUGUGGAACUUUUGCUGGACAUAUUGUGGUUAUUUUAGCAGCUUGUCAUCUGAUAAUGGUGUGUGUUUGCCUUCUUUAGAGUAUAUUGGAACAAAAAGAAUACCAACAUAAGAAUUAAAUUUGCAGCAAAACAAGGGCCUUCAGCAUUCAGGGGUUCAGUAUCGGAAUAGCAGGUGAAUAGAGAGGGUAAUGGGAGUAAUAAAGAAGGACCACAUGAGGAGUGAAGACUGCAGACACGGGGUGAAUAGUAAUUUUAUCUCCCUAAUAGUAAGCUAUUCAUUUUUGUGAUUUUAAAAAAGUAAUGGAUAUACAAAAUAGUCCCUCAAGGUUUCAGUUCUUUUUGGUAUUUUGACACACCAUGUAAAACCCAUUAAUGAAUUUUUGUCCUUCUGUUUUGUUUAUUGAGUUUUUCCUGUUUGUGCAAUUAAAAUCCUCAGUUACUGUGAUGUCCCUUA
Messenger RNA from Polypterus senegalus (gray bichir), 3773 nucleotides. RefSeq names its product methylenetetrahydrofolate reductase (NAD(P)H) (gene mthfr). The coding region runs from base 248 to 2218 and encodes 656 amino acids. Gene Ontology annotation, cellular component: cytosol. Lineage: Eukaryota; Metazoa; Chordata; Cladistia; Polypteriformes; Polypteridae. The record is from RefSeq and is a predicted model, not a curated record. The transcript has 12 exons. Gene Ontology annotation, molecular function: FAD binding; methylenetetrahydrofolate reductase [NAD(P)H] activity. Gene Ontology annotation, biological process: tetrahydrofolate interconversion.